Messenger RNA from Anolis sagrei ordinatus, 2343 nucleotides. NCBI's taxonomy places the organism in Eukaryota, Metazoa, Chordata, Lepidosauria, Squamata, Anolidae. The record is from RefSeq and is a predicted model, not a curated record.
AUGGCCAAUAAUUCUUCUUGGUUGCCGUUUCUGAUCUUAUGGAAUCUAUUGAAUGAGACAGAAAAUCAUGAACCACUGAAAGGUUUUAAGUAUGCUUCCUAUGAGGUGACCAUCCCAAGGAAAUUGAUGCCAAAACAUGGACAAGAUGAAACCACAGAAGUCACCUAUCACUGGCGCAUUGAGGGGAAGGGCUACAUAGUAAACCUGAGACAGAAGAGGGGUUUUGUGCCUAAGAAUUUUCCAGUCUUAACCUACACAAAACAUGGGGAUUUCCAGGUGGACUAUCCAUUUAUAAGACGUGACUGUUUCUACCAGGGUUAUGUGGAGGGCAACAUCCCCUCUCAGGUCACCCUCAGUGCUUGCUCAGGGGGGUUUCGGGGGCUCUUUCAAUUUGACAAUAAGACCUAUGAAACUGAACCUGUCCAGGCCUCUCCUACCUUUGAACAUGUGGUGUUUCGUUUGGAAGAGAAAGAAAAUGCUGUCCGUAUGAAGUGUGGACUAACAGAGGAAAUGCAAAAACACCUAGAGAUCAUGAUGCAAAAUAUAGAGAAUGGAGUUGCCAAAAGUGCUUCCUGGUGGUCACACACUAGGUAUGUGAAGGCAGCCAUUGUGGUGGAACAUGAACGCUAUGUGCAGUUUGACAGAAAUGAAACUCUUGUGGCUCUACAAGUCCUGGAUAUUUUUCAUGUAGCAAAUUCACUUUAUGAACCACUUUCUGUUCAAUUGUCUAUAGCUGGACUGGAAAUCUGGUCAGAAAGGAAUCUUAUACAGAUUUCCAAUAAUAUGGGGAAAAUACUUGAUGCUUUCCAAGGUUGGCGGAAAGAUUCACUAAAUAAACGUCUCGAGAAUGAUGUUGCCCACUUACUCGUUUAUAAACAUUUUGGAACUGUGCUUGGAUUAGCAUUUCUAGGAACAAUUUGCAAUAGGAACUGGGCAUCUGCUGUUGUGUCCUAUACAUCUCCCAGGUUGCUAUUUAUUUCUAAUACCUUUGCCCAUGAGUUAGGACAUAAUCUUGGCAUGAGACACGAUGAACAAUACUGUUACUGUGAACAAAGUGAUUGUAUUAUGGCUGCAUAUUACACAAGCAAUGAUAAGUUUAGCAAUUGCAGUUAUAGUGACUAUUUUAGAGUUAGGAACUAUGAUUGUUUGUUAAUUCCCCCAGAUCUUGAUAACAUAUACAAACUGGGAUAUUGUGGAAACAAAGUUGUGGAAAAUGGAGAACAAUGUGACUGUGGCUCAGAAGCCCAAUGUGAGUUAGAUCCAUGUUGCCAGUCUAAUUGUAUGUUUCGUGCCAGGGCCACUUGUGCUUUUGGAAAGUGCUGUUCUAAAUGUCAGUAUCUUCCUGCACAGUCUCUUUGCAGAAAGGAGACUGGUAUUUGUGAUCUUCCUGAGUAUUGCAAUGGGACCUCAGAGUUAUGUCCUAAAGAUGUUCAUGUACAAGAUGGUGCCUCCUGUGCAGAUGGAGCAUACUGCUAUCUUGGGAACUGUACUACGAACAAUAUACAAUGCAAAAUGAUAUUUGGCAAGAAAGCAGUAACUGCCUCUAAGAGUUGUUUCAGAAAUAUAAAUGCUCAAGGUGAUCGUUUUGGCAACUGUGGUCUCAAACACGGGAUGUACAGGAAAUGUACACCGGAGCAUAGCCAAUGUGGUCGCAUCCUGUGUGAAAAUAUUCAUCAGUUGCCUUUUUUGGAGGAACACAAUACCUUAAUCCAGAUGGUUGUUGGUGAUAAGGAAUGCUGGAGUACAGACUACCACAGUGGAAUGGAAAGAUCAGAUAUGGGAGCUGUGAGAGAUGGCACUCCUUGCGGCACAGAUAUGAUGUGUAUUGAUGGGAAAUGUGUGAGUGUCUCACUCCUGAAAUAUGACUGUAAUGUCACCAAGUGUCAUAAUCGGGGAAUAUGCAACAGUCUCAAAAAUUGUCAUUGUGAUUACGGCUGGGCUCCUCCCGAAUGUUUAAAUGAUGGUCAUGGAGGUAGUAUUGACAGUGGUCCCCCUCCGUGGAAAGUGCAUGUCAACAUUGCAGGAUCAGCUGCGGGAGGCGUGCUCCUAAUUUCCCUUAUUGCUGUUACUGCUUGUCUUGCCCUGUUGCUUGGUCUCAUCUACCUGUUUAGAAGGUGGCGGGCAAGACAGAAACCCACAGAAUCACCACAGUUAGACACCCCACAGACCAGAGAUGAAUGGUUGAAUGAAAGGACUGGAGGAGAAAUUAUGGACCUCAUCACACUGAGGCCAAUAAGCCAGGUGGCAUCAGAGGAAUUUGCCAUGUUGUGUACUGGCAUCCGGCAGGCUCCGUCAAGGAAGCAUCCCAACAGCAUGCUAAAAUGCUUAAAAGUCUCCAUGUGA